Equus caballus (horse) is the source of this 555-nucleotide messenger RNA. RefSeq names its product MAP kinase-activated protein kinase 2. Gene Ontology annotation, molecular function: calmodulin binding; calcium/calmodulin-dependent protein kinase activity; ATP binding. Gene Ontology annotation, biological process: protein phosphorylation. NCBI's taxonomy places the organism in Eukaryota, Metazoa, Chordata, Mammalia, Perissodactyla, Equidae. The record is from RefSeq and is a predicted model, not a curated record.
CAUUGGCUUUCCCACAGGUGACAUGUGGUCCUUGGUGUCAUCAUGUACAUCCUGCUGUGUGGGUAUCCCCCCUUCUAUUCCAACCACGGCCUUGCCAUCUCUCCGGGCAUGAAGAGUCGCAUCCGAAUGGGCCAGUAUGAAUUUCCCAACCCUGAAUGGUCAGAAGUAUCAGAGGAAGUGAAGAUGCUCAUCCGGAACCUGCUGAAAACAGAGCCCACUCAGAGGAUGACCAUCACGGAGUUCAUGAACCCACCCCUGGAUCAUGCAAUCAACGAAGGUCCCUCAAACCCCACUGCACACCAGCCGCGUCCUGAAGGAGGACAAGGAGCGGUGGGAGGAUGUCAAGGUGAGGGGAACCGCUGCCCGGAGGGGCUGGGGAGGCGGCUCGUGGGGGCGCCCAGGUGUGAGCAGGGGUGCUGGCCGGGGAGGGUUUGGUUCUGCAUCCUCUCAUGCCAGGAGAUGGCCGUCACAACAGCAACAGUGACUCUGAGCCACUUCCCUGGCCAGGUUGUGGGCAGAGGAUUCUGUGUUCCCGUCUAAACUGGGCCGUGGCUG